CUCUUUGACCAGCCUCUCCCUUCUCUCUCACAAAUACUCCUUUUCUCCUCAUUUCCGUCGCUCUCUAGGCUUCAAGUCCCCAAACCAGGCAGCAAACCUCGCGAGAAAGUAACGAGAACUCGAGAGGCGGAGUUGGAGGCGGCGAGGGAGAUGGAGAACGGCGGCGGCGGCGGCGGCGAUGGCGGCAAGAGCGACGUCCCGGCGGACGCCAACGAGCAUUGCCCUGGGACGCAGUCGGAGGAGGCGGGGAAGGCGGAUGCCUGCGCCGGAUGCCCCAACCAGCAGAUUUGCGCCACCGCCCCCAAGGGCCCUGAUCCUGACUUGGUUGGUAUUGUUGAACGGAUGGCUACAGUAAAACACAAGAUACUGGUUCUGUCUGGGAAAGGAGGUGUAGGGAAGAGUACAUUUUCAGCCCAGCUCUCAUUUGCCCUUGCUGAAAUGGACUGCCAGGUUGGCCUUCUUGAUAUAGAUAUAUGUGGCCCUAGCAUCCCAAAAAUGUUAGGCCUUGAAGGUCAGGAUAUUCAUCAAAGCAACCUUGGUUGGUCACCAGUCUAUGUGGAGUCCAACCUUGGUGUCAUGUCAAUUGGUUUCAUGCUGCCCAACCCAGAUGAUGCUGUUAUAUGGAGAGGACCUCGCAAGAACGGACUCAUCAAACAGUUCUUGAAGGAUGUCGAUUGGGGGGAGAUUGACUAUCUUGUGGUUGAUGCUCCUCCAGGGACAUCAGAUGAACAUAUUUCAAUCGUUCAGUACCUUCAAGCCACAGGAAUUGAUGGUGCAAUAAUCGUGACCACUCCCCAGCAGGUCUCUCUAAUCGAUGUGCGGAAGGAAAUAAAUUUCUGCAAGAAGGUUGGUGUGCCGAUCUUAGGUGUUGUGGAGAACAUGAGUGGCUUGCGGCAGGUUCUCUCAGAUUUCAGAUUCGUGAAGCAAGGUGAGGGAGGCGAGAUGGAUGCUACAGAAUGGGCGCUGAACUAUAUCAAGGAGAAAGCUCCUGAGCUUUUGACAAUGGUUGCAUGCAGCGAGGUGUUUGAUAGCAGCAAGGGUGGUGCGGAGAAAAUGUGCAACGAAAUGGGAGUACCUUUCCUUGGCAAGGUGCCCAUGGAUCCACAGCUAUGCAAGGCGGCUGAGGAAGGGAGGUCAUGCUUCGUCGAUCAGAAGUGCAGUGCUAGUGCACCAGCUCUUAAAAGCAUAGUCAAGAAGCUGAUCGAGAAUCAAGAUUGAGUGAACUUUUUUUAAAAAAAGGAUAAUUGAAGACUGAGUGAACUAGUGAUGAUGGUUUCUGGGAAACGGGAUGCGGAGAUAUCGAAGCUCAGUGUAGAUAUACCUGAUACUGUCCCAUAUGUUUUGAAGUUCAGUUUUGGUUGUGUAGAACUAUUCUGCUUGUGGAAUCACUGAAUCAGUUUUUCAGUCUGAUGUGAGGAAUGUGCCAUAAUAAAUUGCAUGAUGCUGCAAGCUCAUCCAACCAGUUGUUCUUGAUAUACAUUAGUUGCUUGAUUUGCA
Messenger RNA from Oryza sativa Japonica Group (Japanese rice), 1497 nucleotides. RefSeq names its product cytosolic Fe-S cluster assembly factor NBP35. Gene Ontology annotation, biological process: iron-sulfur cluster assembly. The record is from RefSeq and is a predicted model, not a curated record. Gene Ontology annotation, cellular component: cytosol. NCBI's taxonomy places the organism in Eukaryota, Viridiplantae, Streptophyta, Magnoliopsida, Poales, Poaceae. Gene Ontology annotation, molecular function: ATP binding; ATP-dependent FeS chaperone activity; 4 iron, 4 sulfur cluster binding.